AUGGCAGCCUUGACAGUGGAGAAUUUUGAGGUGCUCCAGAGCCUGCUGAAGGCCUCCUCGAAAGAUAUCAUCAGACAAUUGUGCCAAGAAAGCUUUUCCAGUUCAGCCCUUGACUCAGAGAAACUCUUGGAUGUUACAUGUUCCAGCUUGUCUGUGACCCAGGAGGAGGCAGAGAAACUGCUCCAGGCUCUACACCGAUUCACUAGGUUGGUGGCAUUCCGAGACCUCUCCUCUGCCGAAGCAAUUCUGCCUCUCUUUCUGGAAAAUUUCCACCAAAACCUCAAAAACCUGUUGACAAAAAUCAUCCUGGAGCACAUAUCUACUUGGAGAACUGAAGCCCAAGCAAACCAGAUCUCUCUGCCAUACCUGGUGGACCUGGACUGGAGAGUGGAUAUCAAAACCUCCUCAGACAGCAUCAGCCGCAUGGCUGUCUCCUCCUGCCUGCUCCAGAUGAAGAUACAAGAAGAUUCUAGUCUGUGUGAAGACAAACCCUACAUCUCAGCUGUGACCAUGGAACUAAGCAAGGAAAUGCUGGCUACUAUGUUAGAUGGUCUGGGCCGAAUCCGGGACCAGCUUUCUGCUGUAGCCAAUAAAUAG
Messenger RNA from Cricetulus griseus (Chinese hamster), 597 nucleotides. The record is from RefSeq and is a predicted model, not a curated record. Lineage: Eukaryota; Metazoa; Chordata; Mammalia; Rodentia; Cricetidae.